Messenger RNA from Suillus subalutaceus, 603 nucleotides. RefSeq lists its product as uncharacterized. Bases 1 to 603 code for a protein of 200 amino acids. The transcript has a single exon. The record is from RefSeq and is a predicted model, not a curated record. NCBI's taxonomy places the organism in Eukaryota, Fungi, Basidiomycota, Agaricomycetes, Boletales, Suillaceae.
AUGCAAUGUGCACUAGACAUCACUCUUCUCUCGAAAGCUCUGCAGACCUCCGCAGACCACCAAGACACUCCUCAUGUCAACGCUCUCGUAGCCCUCGUGCUCAAGAAACGCUCUCACAAGCGUUCUGAUAGCCUAGUGGCUAUAGCACCGUCAGCGAUGGACGACUCCAGCUCUGCAGUGUUCAGUGAGCUGGAGUUUGCCACCACUGACGAGCCAUCAAUGCAAAACUGCGAGGAGCUCGUAGAGGAUGGAGACACGGCACCUCUGACCCCUCAAUCAGAUGCGCAGAGGCUGGCGGCCCUUGUAAGAUUGAAAAUGAGCACAGAUGAGCCUCUUCAAGGCUGUCUGUCGUCCUAUUCAGAGGGGAGUCACGGUGGACGGGAUCAAACAUCCCCUACAAGCUCCCAAGACAGUAUAGACCUGUCAAUGCACCCAUCCGACCUCAUAUACAUCGACUCAAUCCUCGCCCAAGACGAGGCUCUCGAAAUAGAAGCCAUGGCGCGGUUGCAAAAACGCCCAACGUUGAGGUCGAGGAUAAGGAAGAGAGCAUUCUCAAUUUGCGUCGGAGGGUGGCGGGGAAAGGGUCGGGAUGUUGAGGGAUGA